Molecule: messenger RNA, 9312 nt
Organism: Astyanax mexicanus (Mexican tetra)
Lineage: Eukaryota; Metazoa; Chordata; Actinopteri; Characiformes; Acestrorhamphidae
Gene: mast1b
Product: microtubule associated serine/threonine kinase 1b
Exons: 27
Coding region: 1051-6078 (1675 amino acids)
Biological process (GO): intracellular signal transduction; peptidyl-serine phosphorylation
Molecular function (GO): protein binding; protein serine/threonine kinase activity; magnesium ion binding
Source: RefSeq, a predicted model, not a curated record
GAUGGGAGCGCGAGGACGCAGUGGACGCAUCAUCCGCGAGCUGCGCGAGGACGUAGCGCGCGCCGUCUGUAACGGCUUUAACGAAAAACAAACGCGUUAAAACUUCGGUAAAAUAUGAGGAUUUUAUGUCAACGCUUUUAUAUGAACGGAGUGCGGAGGGGAGCUUUAAGCGAGCGGCCGCGGGAGAGCAGCUGAGCGGUCUGAGUCUGAAGCGUUAUUUACUGGGGGGUGAAGGUCUGUUAGCCAGGCUAGCCGCUUCUGAGCGGAUUUAUUCCGUUACCGUUAUUGUUGGUUUAAUUCGUUACGGUUGUCUUUAGGGAAUAUAUCGUUAGCUAAGUUAGCUAACCGGCCUUUCGGUGGUUGUGUGGCUACUUUAAACGAAAUUACCUCAGAAUUUACCUCAGGUAACUGAGGCCACACAGCGGAGACCGGGGCGAAAACGGCAACACUAGCGUUAGCUAGCGAGCGUUACCGUUACCGUGGGUCCAGCCCGGCGGCGGCGGCUGGUGUGGUUAUGUGUCCUGGUCAGGCAGCCUCCUCGGGCUCUAGGCUGCGGUAGGACGGGUGUUCUGCCUUCAGCGCUCCGCGGGUCUCUUUGUGUUGGGGGGCUGGGGGUGACUGCUAGGGUAAUUAACCAGUUUAUCUGAUAGUUCUUGUGGUCACUAGCAGCCGCUUUGAGGUUACUGUGGGAUUACAGAUCGUAGCUGGGGUGUAGUCGUUGCUCUAGUACAGUGUCUCCGCCGGUUGCUGUGUUGUUGCUGUGAUUUUGGGAGUGGUUGAUAGUGUGUGUACACGGUGAUGUGAGGAAGAUGCCCCAGUUCUCCAGGCUCCGGUAGAAUGGGACCGGCUGGCUCCCUGAAGCUCCGUGCUGCUGCUCUCCCUGUGCUGCCGUCAGCGUUCUGCGGGACUCCGGUCGAAACUAAUACGGCGUCUGGGUGCGGAUUCCCGGCCUGAUACCGAGCCCUCCCCUCCCCCAGCUCGGUCUUACAUACUGUCCCAGUCAGAGUUGGAGGAUAACCCAGGCGAAUCUGGACCUCCGGAGCUGCUGAGAUGGACGACACCGGGAUUAUUCGGCGCAGGAGGCUGCAGAAGGAUCUUCCCUUGCCUCGUAAAAACAGCAGCUGCCGCACCAGUAACAGGAAGAGUCUGAUUCUCACCUCAACAUCACCCACUUUGCCCCGCCCACAUUCUCCCCUACCUGGACACAUUGGAAGUAGCCCUCUGGACAGCCCUCGCAACUUCUCUCCCAGCACUCCUGCUCACUUCUCCUUUGCUUCCUCUAGACGGGAUGGGCGCCGUUGGUCUCUGGCCUCUCUUCCUUCUUCUGGGUAUGGCACCAACACACCCAGCUCAACGUCUUCCAGUUCCUCUCAGGAGCGUCUACACCAGCUGCCCUUCCAGCCCACCAUGGAUGAGCUGCACUUCUUAUCCAAACACUUUGGCAGCACGGAGAGCAUCACGGACGAUGAUGGGGGACGGUGCUCACCGCACGUGCGCCCACGCUCACGCAGCCUCAGUCCGGGUCGUUCUCCAUCCUGCUAUGAUAAUGAGAUAGUGAUGAUGAACCAUGUGUACAAAGAGCGCUUCCCAAAGGCCACUGCUCAGAUGGAGGGCAGGUUGGGGGAGUUUGUUCAAUCCUACAAUCCCGAGAAUGUGCUUCCUCUGGCUGACGGAGUCCUGAGCUUCAUCCAUCACCAGAUCAUAGAACUGUCCCGUGACUGUCUGACCAAGUCACAGGAAGGCCUCAUUACAACUGUCUACUUCUACGAGCUUCAGGAGAACCUGGAGAAGCUGUUGCAUGAUGCAUACGAGAGGUCAGAGAGUUCUGAGAUGACUUUUGUUAUAGAGCUGGUGAAGAAGCUCCUCAUCAUCAUCUCUCGCCCUGCACGUCUCUUAGAGUGUCUGGAGUUUAACCCAGAGGAGUUCUACCACUUGCUGGAGGCGGCUGAGGACCACGCCAAAGAGGGACACUUAAUGAAAACAGACAUCCCUCGCUACAUCAUCAGCCAGCUCGGCCUGACCAAAGACCCUUUGGAGGAAAUAGUCAACCUGGACAGUUAUGACAGCGAGGGUCCUCUCACGCCUGAGACUGAUGACUCUACAGAGGGGAAGAUGAGAGUCAUGAAGCCUCCGGGUGAAGCCGACUUCCAGACCAUCAAACUCAUCAGCAACGGCGCCUACGGAGCGGUAUACUUGGUCCGUCACCUGGAGACACGUCAGCGUUUUGCUAUGAAGAAAAUCAACAAGCAGAACCUGAUCCUGAGGAAUCAGAUCCAGCAGGCGUUUGUGGAGAGAGACAUCCUCACUUUCGCAGAAAACCCGUUCGUGGUCAGCAUGUUCUGCUCCUUUGAGACACGCAGACACCUCUGCAUGGUUAUGGAGUAUGUGGAAGGAGGAGACUGUGCAACACUGCUGAAGCACAUUGGAGCACUGCCUGUGGAGAUGGCUCGCAUGUACUUCGCUGAGACGGUUCUCGCUCUGGAGUACAUCCACAACUACGGGGUGGUGCAUCGUGACCUCAAACCUGACAAUCUGCUGAUCACAUCUAUGGGCCACAUAAAGCUGACUGAUUUUGGCUUGUCUAAAAUGGGUCUGAUGAGUCUCACUACAAACCUGUAUGAAGGCCACAUUGAGAAGGACACCAGAGAGUUCCUGGACAAGCAGGUAUGUGGAACCCCUGAAUACAUCGCCCCGGAGGUGAUUCUGCGGCAGGGUUAUGGGAAGCCUGUGGACUGGUGGGCCAUGGGUAUCAUCCUGUAUGAAUUCUUGGUGGGAUGUGUUCCUUUCUUUGGGGACACACCAGAGGAGCUGUUUGGACAAGUGAUCACAGAUGACAUUGUGUGGCCUGAAGGUGAUGAAGCACUCCCUGUGGAUGCCCAACACCUCAUCUCUGCUCUGCUGCAAACAAACCCUCUGGUCAGACUAGGCACAGGGGGUGCAUUUGAAGUGAAGCAGCAUCCAUUCUUUUCUGAGCUGGACUGGAACAGCUUGCUGAGGCAGAAAGCUGAGUUUAUACCUCAUUUGGAGUCAGAAGAGGACACCAGCUACUUUGACACACGGUCAGAACGGUACCAUCACGUCCACUCGUUUGAUGAAGACGACACUAAUGAUGAUGAGCCUGUGGAGAUUCGCCGCUUCUCCUCCUGCUCCCCUCGCUUCAGCAAGGUGUACAGCAGCAUGGAGCAUCUGUCUCAGCUAGAGCACAAGCCCGUGGUGACUCGAAGAGAGCCUAAAGGUCAGCGUGAGGACCGUAAGAAAAGGGAGAGCCUGGGGAGCUUCACAUUAAGAGAUAAAACAUGGAGGACCGGCUCACCCGAGAUGAAGCGCCUGUCGUGCUCAGAGUCGUCGUUUACAGAGUCUGACUCCAGUCCCCCCUCUGGAGCCCGCCGCCGUUUCUCUGCUCUGAUGGACACUCACCGUUUUGCCUCUCCACUGGAGGGGGAAACAGAGACACCAACACGCCAGCCUCCAGUCAAAGCCAGAGGAACGUCACUAGAGGGCGCUACAUUGCCAUCCAGUUCAGGCUCAUUGGAGUCCAGCGGUAUUGCAGCAGGGGGACUUGGAGCAGACAAACUGUUAAAGCCGGCUGAUGCUGCCGUGGCUUCAGCACCACUCCAUGUUCCAGACCUGUUUGGACCCAGAGCUACGAGUGACCUGGUUCUCAGACGAGCACGGCAUCAUCAGCUCUCUGCUGAUGGGGAGAAACGCACUCAGACACGCACCGGCACCAAGGUCAUAAAGUCUGCCUCUGCCACUGCCCUGUCUGUCAUUAUACCAGCAGUAGUAGAGCAGCAUGGCACAUCCCCGCUGGCCAGCCCGAUGUCUCCUCGCUCCAUUUCCUCCAAUCCAUCCUCCCGAGAUUCCUCCCCAAGUCGAGAUUAUUCCCCCUCUGUCAGCGCUCUGAGAUCACCAAUUACCAUCCAGCGCUCGGGCAAGAGAUACGGCUUCACCCUUCGUGCCAUCCGAGUCUACAUGGGAGACAGUAAUGUCUAUAGUGUCCAUCACAUGGUCUGGCAUGUGGAGUGUGGUGGUCCUGCUCAGGAGGCGGGUCUGUGUGCUGGUGACCUCAUUACCCAUGUGAAUGGAGAGUCGGUCCAUGGUCUGGUUCAUACAGAAGUUGUGGAACUCAUUUUGAAGAGUGGAAAUAAGGUAACAGUGACCACAACUCCAUUUGAAAACACCUCAAUUAAGAUUGGGCCUGCACGCAAGCCCAGCUACAAGGCCAAGAUGGCGCGACGUAACAAGAGAUCCAUAGCCAAAGAGGGACAGGAAAGUAAGAAGAGGAGCUCUCUGUUCCGUAAGAUCACUAAGCAAUCAAACCUGUUGCACACCAGCCGCAGUCUUUCGUCUCUGAAUCGCUCUCUGUCAUCUGGAGACAGUCUCCCCGGCUCCCCGACCCACGGCCUGUCAGCCCGUUCGCCCACACAGACCUACCGUUCUCCGCCAGACUCCGCCUACCUCGGCACGUCUUCUCAGAGCAGCUCUCCGGCCUCCUCCACGCCCAACUCGCCUGCUGCAUCGCAGCACAUGCGCCCAAGCUCUCUGCACGGCCUCUCCCCUAAACUGCACCGCCAGUACCGCUCGUCCCGCUGCAAAUCCGCUGGGAACAUACCCUUGUCUCCACUGGCGCACACACCGUCCCCGACAACAUCUUCACCACCCCCCAUCGCUGGCCAUUCCGUCGGCAGCUCCAACACCACACAGACCUUUCCCGCCAAGCUGCACUCCUCUCCGCCGAUCACACGGCCUCGGCCCAAGAGCGCAGAGCCGCCUCGCUCGCCCCUCCUCCAGCGGGUACAGUCAGCGGAGAAGCUGGGCCCUCCACCUCCACCAUCGUUUCCAUCAGCGUCGUCGCUGUCCGGCUCCGUCACGUGUCCAGAAAAGAAGGGAAGUCUCAGUGUGUCCAUGAGGAAGCACAGCCUGGAUGUGGCACAUGCCGAAUACCGCCGUGAGUCCUUCCACUGUGAACACGCCCUGCAGAGCCUGUUAGAGAUUGAAGGAGAAAACUCCCCGGUGCCGCCUACUCCCCCAGCUGCCGAAUCUCCAACACACAAACCGACAGUGGCACGGCACGAUGAUGCACUGCAGAUGCCCAGCAGGGUAGGAUGGCAGGGGUCAGUCUCAGCAACGCAGAGUGAAAAGUGUAAACCAUCUGAUGCAGCAGAAUCAAAGAUUUCCAGUAAAUCAGAGCCAGCGAAGGUGACUGUAAGUCUGGGUGGCACUGCAGCGCAGAUCUGUGGGCCUGCAAAGCAAGACAACACGGCAGCAACGUCAAGAUCACAGGCGACUCAAGCCUCCAUUCCUGCAUCAGCCAAAGCAGCAGAGAAGGAGCCAUCCGGAGGUAAAACCCCCUUACUGAAAUUGGAGACCGUUAGCGUGGGCUGUGAUCCAAAAACGCCUGAAAGGACCCCCACUGCCCUGAGUGCGGGGGUACAGGAGCUAAAACACCAAGCUGUCCAGACAGCGGUUACUAAAGGGCAAGAGAAAGGAAAAGCAUGGUGGGAGAGAGACACCUCAUCCAGGACAGGAGCUGCAGAUUUGGAAAAGAAGUCUGGAAAAAACACUCAGACUGUGGAUAUUAAUCUAAAGGUACUGAAUGGAGGAGGAGAAAAGGGAGGUCCAGACAGUAAAGGUAAAGCUCCAGCACCUCCAGUGACAGAAGCAAGUCCUGUACAGACCAAGCAAAAGAUGGAGAAGACUUCAGCUCCAUCCGGCUCAGCCCGAACUCUUCGGGACGAGAGAUCUCAUCUGGAAGUUCUGGAAGAGAAUCCAGCAUCCCCAUCAUCUGCUGCCCCGUCGCCCAGCUCCGGCAAACUGCGUGCCGUCUCACCCGGGGACAGAUCGAGCUUCGUCACUCAGCUCACCAGCGUGGCCAAAACGGUGCUUGGACCCAUGAAGCUGGGAUCCCAGGACGGGGGGAAAGGAAAGGACUCCAAAUCAAGUGAGGACAAGCGGUCAGGGACACUAGGGAAGUCUGACACUUCCUCCGGGAGCCGGCGUGUACCCACAGGAACCUGGCCUGGACCUGGAUCCUCUAAAUCUGAAAAAUCCUCAAAAAGCUCUUCCAAGCAUUCCUGAACUUCCCAAAAUGUUGGAAACUUUAAAACUCAAAAACUUUAGAACUGGAAGUGUCAUGCAGUGAAAACCGUGUGACACAGCCGGUACUUUCACAACCACCACAUUAGCAAGAUAUGCUUAUCCAAUGAAGAAAACACAGAAAAGGUGCUUCAAAACUGUUGUCGUCGAAUAUGUUUGUGUAUAGACGGUGUUUAAUGUAGGUGUGACACCAUGUUUGUAUAUAGGUCUGUGUAGGUGCAUGAUAGAAAUAUGUGAAUAAAAAGAAAAACACAAAGAAUACGAUACAAAAAAAAACUAAGCAAAGACCUAAUGCUCGUGAAUAUCAUGCACAUCCGACCAUCCACCCAGUCUGUACAGCGUCAGUGAAGCGAGUCAGCUGUGGCCAGUUGGAACACAGAUGUUCUGGACUGUGAUAGAAGGAUGAAACUAUCCCUGUUUCAUCCGGUGUGGUGGAUGAAGGAUUAAAGUUGCGGAGAAGAUUUGGAGAUGGACUGCUUAAAUACAUACAUUUACCCUUGACCCUUUAACAGAAGUGCACCAAACUUGAUCUCCAUCGUGAGAACAACUUGAAAUGUUACUCUUAAGCAUUUCAGUAAUUCCUAAAUGAAGUCAUGCAUCACUUAAUUAGUUUACCUUUACUGAGCUGCUGAAGAUUGCAUGGUAGACUGUGAAAGGAACUGUGUGUGUGUGUGUGUGUGUGUGUGUGUGUGUGUGUGUGUGUGUGUGUGUGUGUGUGUGUGUGUGUGUGUGUGUGUGUGUGUUUGUUUGUGUCCAUGUGAGAGUGAGAGUGAUUUUAAGGGCUUGGGCUUGACUGAGCUCAGAUGGGAAUAUUGACUUGCACAAUGAGCAGUACUGUGGUAAAGACUGCACACUGACUACUGAUAUAUGUCAUAUCUGAAUUUGCACUGAGCAUAAGGGAAAAAUAUAAAUAUAACAGCCCUCUAAAUACACAGUGGCCUAGCAGAAAUGACCUGAGAGCUGCAGAAGGGUGUGGUAAUGAGAGUGUCUUAAAAGCCUCAGAACGCACUGCAAAAACACUGUAUCUUGGCAAGUGAAGUUGUCUUCUACCAAAGUUCAUUUUUAAAAUAAAUCUGCUGGAAUUGUGUGAUGCAAACAUUUCAGCAUGGAGCAGAAUCUCAAAUGUGUGUCUCCAAACUCUUGUAAUUUAUACCAUAAAUAAUAAGGCAAAGUUUAGAACGCAAAGGGUGACUCUGCCUACUUUCAUUAUACAAGUGUUCCUAAUAAAGCGCUCAGACACAAAUCUUUAACAUGUAAAGUGAAAUGAAGGAAAUACCUUCUCAGUGGAAAACACAGUGGACUUUUUCUUUAGACAAAAUGAUUGAAAGCAUGCUUUACAACUUCUAGCAAUAAGUUUAAAUAUUCUUACUGUUCUUAAAUUUAUCACAAAAUUAAUUAAAAAUGACAUGCUUCAGCAUAUCCGAUUAUUUUACCUGCCAACAUACUGUCUUUGCAGUGUGUGAAAAGUAUAUGUGAGACUGAAACACAGUUUAAUGGAUUCAGAGAUUGAGGCCUUGACAAUGCUGUACACUACUGGGGGGGAACACAAUAUGAUGAUGAUGUGUGACUGUGGAAUGCACUGUUAAUAAGAGUCAGUGAAGUUAAAACCUCUCCUACAUAUGCAAAGAGCUUUGUAAAGUGUGUGAUGUCUCCUGGUAAGAGGUGAUAAUGUGUGUUUCAUUCCACGUAGAAUGUGAGUGAUAGAAGUCCCUCUGGGGGCUUUUCUUUCAGACUUGUUAGGCCAAGAUCUUUAUGUCCACAUUUUAUACAUGUGUACCAUGUCUGUGUUUUGACCUUAAACAGUUAGCAAGUAGCGAAUGCUGUUAAAAAAUUUGUUUACUUUUUUUUUUUUCAAAUAAUACAUUGUUUGUUGAGAAUCGGCCAAAUCUCUAUUUACACCCAGCUUUUCACCAUCCAGUAGCCGUGAAUAUAUUAGUUCAUAUGUUAGUGUGAUUUAAUUCCUUAUUAAGCACUUUUGUGUUGAUUGGGUUUAUUAUUGCAGGAGAAAAGUCCAGGGUCAGAUUUAUAAAAGUUUUCCAAAGAAAAGAGUCUCUGUAAUAGUUUACAAUAAGGGUCAUAAUUAACACGUAAGUACUUACAACAGUAAUAAACAUUAUUAAAUGGCACAGAUUUGUUGGUGGAUCCUGUUUUCUUGAACAAUUCUGAAGAAGAAAACAGAAUAUUAAUUAAACUGGUUGGUGAAUGAGGCCCAAUGUUUUCAAAUGCAGUUAUCCAGAAAAAAAAUAAUUUUCUAGUAUAAUCUUAAAGUAUCAUGUUAGUUAGUUAUGUAAAACACUUGGUAAAUCCAAGAUAAAUUGAGGAAAAAUAAAGUAUUUAAAAAAAAUUGAAUAAACAAAAGUUAAAAGCUAAGAAAUCAGUCCUUUGAUAUCAGAAAGACCCACUUUCUUGUACAUUAAAGAUUUGACAUUUAUUUUAUUUCUAUGUUUUAUUACUGUUAAAUUCAUGAAGCGGUUCUUAAGUUGAAAUGUUAGAAUAAAAAAACAGAGCUGUUUAAGUUUAAGUUUGAAGUUAAGAAAUCUUAUCUUUCUUAAGACUUUAGUGAAUCCGGCCCCAGAACUCAAAACACACUUUUAGCAUCACUCCGGUUACAUUUGAUUCUUCCCAGUGUUGCUGCAUUUAAAAAGGUGACAAAUUCAGGUCCAGAAGUAAAAAUCCUCCCUGGAAAUUUUUUUACAAAUGUGUGCUGUAUUACAGCUCUGUUUCACCUUGUUACAACCCUAAUGUUACAGCUUGUUUCACCUCUGUUUUAGCUCUUUGUUACAUCUCUGCUGAAGCUCUGUUGUACUCCUGUUUUACAGUUCUGUUUCAGCUCUGCAGGUUUUUAUUUCUGGGCCUGAAUUUGUCCCCUCUGUUUCAUGUUUUGGCAGUUUGGUAGAAACUCUCACAAACAUAAUCUUCACUGGAGUGUGUCCCCUCGUUCCACUCUGUGGUCGUGUGUUAGAUGAUAUCAUGUUGUAGAGUAGAGACUGUUGUCUGUGAACUGUCUUGUGUAACAGAUCCAUCUCUGUGUCUAAAUCCUGUAGGCAUAGAGUCCUUAGUCCUUAGUCUGAGGCAGAUUCCCUCUCUGAAAUUAAAGAAUAAAAUCACUGUAAAGAAUGCACUUUAUUCAUUCAGUAGGGGUCCAAGCACCAACGUGUCAGACAUCUACUUUUUAUAAUAGGAGUGUUUUUUUUUUUUUUUUUUUUUUUUUACAAA